Molecule: messenger RNA, 1110 nt
Organism: Pectinophora gossypiella (pink bollworm)
Lineage: Eukaryota; Metazoa; Arthropoda; Insecta; Lepidoptera; Gelechiidae
Exons: 3
Coding region: 637-1110 (157 amino acids)
Source: RefSeq, a predicted model, not a curated record
GAAUUGAUGUUGCAAUAUUCCGUGAGCUAUUUGUUCAUCGAAAAAAGAUGACUUUAAAUAUUUUUUGUCAAUGCUCAUCAUUACGUCAACCUCACACGGGCGUUUCGUGAACGUUUGCACUCCGCGAACGUACAUUUGACGCAAACGCGGCGCUCAGACCGCGAACCAUAUCGUUUUUCUAACGUAUAGCACGAACGCUCGUGUGGGUCGACCAGUAAUUGAAUUAGGUUGCUUUUGCUUGCAGUUUUUAUAAUAGGUAGAGUUCAUGUUAAAUGGUUUUCAGUGCUUUAUUCAAUUUACGUUGCAGGUUUUCGUGAGCUGUAACAUGGUAUCCCAAAUGAAAUAUUUUCGAAAAGGACGUAUGUCAACGAAUUAAAUAGGCUUUAAGGCUUUUUAAAUUACGAUGUAACAUUUUUGCUUAAUUUUAGUUUUGGGGUAUAAAACAGCGAAGUCUUUGGUAAAAAUUAUCAGAAGCAGAUCAAGAACCUCCUCGCCGAAAAGAGUUGAGUAACCCCGCUCCUCAGUGAAGAGAGUUGAGCCCUGAGCGACACCAGCCACCGCUUACCAGCCCUGAGUCGACCCCGGCGCUGUGCAAGUGAACACUUCAAGCUAAAACAAGUUCCACUUCUGAGCACUAUGUCCGAUUCAGAAUUUGAAGUUAUUCCGAAGCAGGGAUCUACAAAGAAGACUCCUGCUGCACGCCAAAUGAAGCGUUCGCGAGCCCCUCCGUCGAUUUCGUCGAUUGACCAGGAGAAUACAAAGAAGAAAGCAAAGACACACGACAUCUUCGGGCUAAGUCACGGGCGCACGGUCGGCAAUGAAGGAAGCGACAAGAGGAUCGUAUCGUACUUCGUGAACAAGGUGGCGAACGGGUCAGAGCGGCGUACAACUAGCUUGGAUGGCGAAUACGUGGUGGACUUGAAGAUAUACCAUGCCAACGACGUGAACAACACUGAUUCAAGAGAAGUCUGGCGCAAGGCUCUUCUACGAAUCAAGCUGCAGACUCCGGAUGACAGCGAUGAGUGGAAGUUGUUACAAAAGCUAGUUACACGAAUUGACAAAAACUUUGAAGAUGAACCACGAUUUUACUCUGACAAACAUGUAGAUUGA